GGUAUACUUACUUUUUACUCUUUGGUUUCUAGUUUAUUUUCACAUACAUAGCAUUUUUGUUUGUUGUAUUGUAACAAGUUAUGUGAACCAGUUUGUUGGAAGCUAAUAUUUCUCGAGAAAUAAAUAAUUUGGUGUUUAAAACGUCAACGAUUAAAGUUUUCCGAGAAAGAUGUCUGUUGCUUUUGCACCGCGGGGUAAUAGGCCCCCAUUGAAUCCGGCUCAAAUUCAAAAGAUGCUGGACGAAAAUGCUCAUCUCAUUCAGACUAUUCAAGAUUAUCAAGCUAAAGGGCAAUUAAUGGAAUGUUAUCAGUAUCAGCAGAUGCUACACAGAAAUUUAGUUUAUUUGGCUUCUAUUGCAGAUGCAAAUCAAAACCUCCAAACACUACUACCGCCUCCACAUCCAUUAGCUUCAGGAAAUGUACCUCAAGGACCACUCAACCCUCCCUCAACUGGAGAAUCGUCACAGCAGCAAUACCGACCGCCUCCUGGAGUUUCAACCACUCCAACAAGACCAACUCAGAGUUAUGGUCAAAGACCGUAUGCCCAAAAUCAAUAUCAAGGCCAAUAUCAAGGUGCACCUAAUGUUUAUCCACCUCAAGCAGCCUAUGGUCCGCCUGGUCAGGGUUAUGGUCCACCAAACCCUCCACAGUCGCAAGGAUAUCCUCCAAAUUCCACUUAUGGUCCACCAAGUACUACAGCCCCCAAUAAUUAUCCAUCUUCUACUCAUCCUGGAUCAGGUUAUCCGCCCUCCACAGUUCAACAGCCUUAUGCACCACCUCCAGGAAGCCCUGUAGGUGCAGGGUCACCUUAUCCUGUACGUGCAGCUUCUCAACCAGGUUACACAGGGAAUUCAGCAUACCCUCCUCAGUCUGGUGCUAAUUACCCUAAUGUAGGUGUAAGUACAUAUAAUUCUACUGCUUCCCAGCAACAAACGUAUCAAUCGCAACCAUUUCCCAACACAACACCUACAUACAGCUCGACUCCAACUUCACAGCCCAAUAGAUCACCUCAACCUCCUACAAGUGGAUAUACAUCACAAAACCCAACUAGUUCAGGAUAUGGGUCUCCUUCAGCUCAGUCACCAACUUACAAUUCUAGUUCUCAUCCAAGUUCUGCGCCUCCAUCUACAGUGGCAUCUUCAACCCCAGCUCCAGGUGGACCCCCUUCACAACAGUACCCUCCUCCAGGACAACCAUCUCCAUAUCCACCAGCCAGUCAACCUCCUUAUUCUAAUCCUUCAUCCCAACCUGGUAGUCCCGCACCAUCUGUUUCAACAUCAGCACCUCCACAGGGCUCUUAUCCUCAAAACCCACAAAACUACCCACCAGCUGGUGGUGCUUAUCCGUCGCAUGCUUACCAACAGGGUUAUCCGCCUGCUCAAUAUCCACCUUCACCAUAUCCAUAUGCCAGACCACCUGCACCUGGUGCCCCACCACCUGGUGCACCGCAACCUUACCCUGGUUAUGGGUUUCAACCACCUACUCAGCAAUAAGGAAAUGAAAAUAUAAUGUCAAUCUGUUAACUCAUACCCCCUUAUUAAAAAUGUGGUGCAAAUCUAGACUCAUU
This is a messenger RNA of Chilo suppressalis (striped riceborer), 1566 nucleotides long. Lineage: Eukaryota; Metazoa; Arthropoda; Insecta; Lepidoptera; Crambidae. The record is from the annotation of a GenBank genome assembly.